Pomacea canaliculata is the source of this 3169-nucleotide messenger RNA. RefSeq lists its product as uncharacterized. The transcript is spliced from 2 exons. The coding region runs from base 1476 to 2912 and encodes 478 amino acids. Gene Ontology annotation, biological process: regulation of cell cycle. Lineage: Eukaryota; Metazoa; Mollusca; Gastropoda; Architaenioglossa; Ampullariidae. The record is from RefSeq and is a predicted model, not a curated record.
AGCUACCCCGCUGGAAGAUACUUCAUUUUCUUCGUCAGUCACUUAUCACCGAGCCAGCCUCCACCAGAACACAUUGAAUACCUUUGUUGGGGGGUGUGGAGGGGAAGGGAGGACUGGGAGGGACCGGAGCGAUCACACGUGGGGGUGGCGCUGUGUCGGGGCGCGGAGCACACGCAGCAGCAGGCGGGCCCCGCAUCGCGUCCACCGACAGACGAUAGGCGGCGUCGGCCCUCGGCGAACUGUCUGCGGAACCCCUGCGGCUGCCCAGAGCGCUCGCGGACUGCGCCUCCAACGUUCUUCACAUCUUGUGUCGGUACUUUUACCCGCAUUUCUGGUUUAUUUAUUUAUCUAACCGCAUCUUACUUCCAGUGUUAAGCGUGUUCGAUUUAUCGCUGUUGCACCUGCAUGCACGUGAGUUCGGCUCUGUUUGCUGUUGCCGUGGCUGUUGAUAAGCGGAGGCUGCAUGUGAGAGAGAGAUGGGUGGAGGGAGGUGGGGGAGAGAUAGACAGACAUGCAUGUGAGAGAAACUACAGAUAUAGAGGCCACUCACUUGUCAGGAGAGCGAACUGGUCGUCAGCGCCCAUCCACAGCGCGCGUGUAGUUUGACAGCAAAAAGUGGGAAAGAGGCGAUUAGAGAGCACAAAGACGGACAACUGGAAGGAAGAACUGACAAGGAGGAGAGGGAGGGAGAGAAGGAGGGGUGGUGGUGCGGGUGGGCGGCGUUAGCGAUGGCGGGUGAGCGCGUGGCUGUGUAGUAAACAAACCCUGGCGUAUGUCGCAGCAGCCACAUCGGCCGCUGACGGAGGAGCUGGUGAUGUUAGCCGCCAUGAUGCCGCUUCUUUUGAUUUUUCUUCAAAGAGCAACGCACGAGGACCGCCGCAAUGAAUCGCUCGUGUAGGUGAGGGCACUGUAAGCGAAGUAUGUUCUCCUUUUCCCUCACCGCCUUGGCUCUCGCCUUUCACUCUCUCCACUCAGGCGCAAGAAGCCAGUCAGAGCUGUCCUUCAGGUAGACGUGCGACUCAUUGCACGCGCUCAUCCGCGGUCAGUCAUCCAGAUUUUCCACUUCCCUCUUGGACAACAAAGUGAAUCGGCAGUGUUAUCAAGGAUAAAUCGUCUCCAGGCGCUCUAGGGAGAGAUUCCUCCGUGGAAAUUGCUCUAAAGGUGGGGUGGAAAGGAAGGGGCAGGUCUUUCUAUCCCCCAUCCUCCUUCAACCACAGACUGCAUUCUGUGCAGUGACGGCCUGCAUGCGGCAUGGCGUGGUAUCCAGUCCGUCAGCGCUCAGUGCACGUGUGGGCCACCUACCUCACCUCGUCUUCGUGAAGUCACCCCACCUCCAUCACAUCCCCUUCAACUGCUUGAUUUUACUAAACCCUUUUGCUGCUGAUGUCACUGGCUAUUGUGGCAACUCCAGUGUCAACCUGACUACGACUUCAGCGUGCAGAGACCUCUAGAAAAAGAGAUCUUCCUAACCGGGGAUGCUCGCGCGUGACAUCAUCCGCACCGGCAUCCCUCCCUCAGCAACAUGUUUUCUGGCGACCUCCCUCGCCCUGGUUGCCGUCUCGUCCAUCGUUACGUCCACCUCCACCAACAUCACCAGCAACGGUAAAAACAACUCCAACAGGGAUGGGGCGACUGACGAGGCCAGCGCUGGACUGCUGCCGAUGCCCGAGGACCUGCUGGCUGGGAGCUCGGAGCUGUGCGAGCACGCACGCAUGCACUGCACCAUGCGCACGGGCUGCCAGAUGGGUCUGAACAACUUCUUCGUCGGCUGCAGCUCCGUCAUCAACGGCGAGGACACGCACUGCACGACGGCGUGCAAGCAGGCGCUGGUGUCGCUGCUGGCCACUGCGGACGGAGCGGGACUGGCCUUCGUCAACUGCAACUGCAGCGGACAUCAGCUGUGCGAGGUGCGGAAGGCGAGAGUACAGGUGUGCCAGCGACAGGUGCUGGAGGCCAUGGCUCGCGUCCGUGACGACACUGCGGCCGUCAGCUGCGGGCUGGCGCGAUGGAUCUGCGAGGCGGACACGUCAUGCUUGACGGCGCUGCAGUACUACGUGCAGCACUGCGCCAAACUCUUCCACGGCACCAAGUGCACCCUGCGCUGCCGCAACAGCGUUCACAUCCUCUACCGCCAGCCCAGCGCCCACAAGCUGCGGACGUGCCGCUGCGAGGGAAACGAGGAGUACGACUGCCCGCGGCUGGUGACCAACACGGAGCGGCUGUGCUUCCAGAAGCACCACCGCCACCACCAGCAGCAACACCCCCACCAGCAGCUGCACGACAGCAACUACACGGACGAGGAAGAGGAGGACGAAGAGACGGAGGACGGCCUGCUUGCUGGAGGGGGGAGCGCGGACGUUCAGCGGACAGUGUCUGGCGAGAGUUCCUCGCCCUUUCCACUCUCAGGACAGAAAGAGACUGUCUUCAAAACACGCAAGAGACGCAACAAGCCCAAGAGGAAGAAAGAGAGGCGCGGAAAGAAGAAAAAGAACCAAUCAGAAUCGACCACGACGGACGGUCGAAAAAAGAGCCAAUCAGAAUCAACCACGCCGGACGAUCGAAAAAAGAGCCAAUCAGAACCGAGUACGACGGAUGGUCGCAAAAAAAGCCAAUCAGAAUCAAGCACACCGGACGAUCGAAAGAAGAGCCAAUCAGAAUCAAGUUCGACGGAUGGUCGCAAAAAAAGCCAAUCAGAAUCCAGCACGACAGAAGGUCGCAAAAAGAAUGGCGCUGGUAAGCAGGGCAAAAAGCCGCGCAAUAAAAGAAUCAAAAGGAAGCUAUCGGAGGAGGGGGACAGUCACAGGGAGGAAGAUGCAAGAAAAAAGGUGACCAACCAGCAAAGGGAACUAACCUCCAAGGCAGGGACAGGGGCACCGACGAAUCUGGAAAGGCGUCAGGGACAAGACGGAUGAGUUGAAGGCAAAUUCAGGCACAUGGAAGGGAUCAGAAAUGCGAUUUUGAAUCUUCGCAUAAAGUUUCUUGACUGACAGAAACCAUUGUAACUUGGAGCUGUCUCCAUUAAAAUGCUGAAAAUGCGGCAUGUCAGGCAAUGACAUUUACCUGGUGGUGACACUGACUUCCUUUUUCCUCCCAUGAUAUGGUGGAGAGCUGUCUAAAACAUUUUCAUUAUUUUUAUAUUUAUACUAUUAAUAUUCAUUCCACUAUGAAA